Molecule: messenger RNA, 858 nt
Organism: Aspergillus alliaceus
Lineage: Eukaryota; Fungi; Ascomycota; Eurotiomycetes; Eurotiales; Aspergillaceae
Product: protoglobin family protein
Exons: 3
Coding region: 1-858 (285 amino acids)
Molecular function (GO): oxygen binding; heme binding
Source: RefSeq, a predicted model, not a curated record
AUGGACGGAUUAUUCUUCGAUCACAGUCGUCCCAUUAAACAUGUCGACCGAAAAGCCAUCUACACCCGGCUAGAAGCGCGCAUCAACUACCUCCAAGACUUUCUGGACUUCAAUUCGGCUGACAUCGAAGCCCUGACCACCGGCUCCAAGUACAUCAAAGCUCUCAUCCCCGCCGUCGUCAACAUCGUGUACAAGAAACUCCUGGAACAGGAUAUCACGGCCCGGGCCUUCCACACGCGGGACACUGCCGACGAGAGACCUAUCGAGGAGUUCUACAAUGAGGAGAGUCCACAGAUCUUGCGCCGGAAGAUGUUCCUCCGCUGGUAUCUGACCAAGCUCUGCUCCGAUCCCACGCAGACUGAGUUCUGGCGGUAUUUGAAUAAAGUUGGAAUGAUGCACACCGCACAAGAACGCAUGCACCCUCUCAACAUCGAGUACAUCCAUAUGGGCGCCUGUCUCGGUUUCAUCCAAGACAUCUUCACCGAAGCGCUGAUGUCGCACCCGCGUCUCCCGCUGCAGCGCAAGACAGCGCUCGUCCGCGCCAUCGGCAAGAUCAUCUGGAUCCAGAACGACCUCAUCGCCAAGUGGCGGAUCCGCGACGGCGAGGAAUACGCCGAGGAGAUGUCGCAAAUGACGCUAGACGAGCGCGAGGGAUUCAUCGGCGACAAGAAGAUCCUCGGCGACAGCAGCACGUCGGCCAGUUCCAGUGAUGACGAUCGGUCCAGCGUGGCCAGUAACCCCAGUAUAAUAGCGCCUAGUGUAGCGCCGUCCACGGUCUCGGCGUGUCCCUUUGCCGAUAUGGUGGUGAAUUCGUCGGCAGCGUCAACGUCGGAGACGAAGAUCUGGGCUGGGAAAUAA